Molecule: messenger RNA, 666 nt
Organism: Rotaria sp. Silwood2
Lineage: Eukaryota; Metazoa; Rotifera; Eurotatoria; Philodinida; Philodinidae
Source: the annotation of a GenBank genome assembly
AUGUUUAGUGGUGGAAAUCGUCCAGGUAGUCGAUCACAAAAUGCCUCAAUUAAUUUUGAAACUGAUGGUGAACAAAUAGUAAAUAGUCAACAAGGAACAUUAAAAGUUGACGAUGGAAUUAAAAAUUUAUUUUUAUUUGGUUUUCGACCAUUUUCAUCGUUAAUUAAUGAUGAAAAUUCUGUUAGAAAUAAUCGAUCAUCAACAUCUUUUUUUUCUAUUCAUCCUAUUGAUUUUAUUAGACUUCAAAUAUUUGAACAUCUUGAUAAAAUUGAUGAAGGUGAACGUUGUGUUAAAGAAAUAUCAUCAUUAAGUCCAUUAUGUCAUCAAAUGUUUUAUAUGCGUGGAUUAAUAAAUGAUGCUCGUGGUCAAUUUAAAUUAGCUAAACUUAAUUAUAAUGAUGCAUUAGCUAUUAAUCCUUAUCAUUUUCCAACAUUAAUUCAAUUAACAAAACUUUUAAUUCAAAUAGGAAAUUAUUCAUUAGCUGAAAAAUAUGCAAGAGAUGCUAUUUCUAUUCAACCAUCCAAUUAUCAACCUUGGUAUUUAUUAAGUUUAUCAAUGGAAGCUCGUGGUGAAUAUGAACAAUCGGUUGAUGUUGGCGCAACUGCUGUACAGUUAGAAGGAGAUUCCCCAAUUGUUUCUUAUCAUUCGAUAAUGCGUGUUCUAUAA